This is a messenger RNA of Linderina pennispora, 649 nucleotides long. RefSeq names its product AMME syndrome candidate gene 1 protein. The transcript has a single exon. NCBI's taxonomy places the organism in Eukaryota, Fungi, Kickxellomycota, Kickxellomycetes, Kickxellales, Kickxellaceae. The coding region runs from base 47 to 649 and encodes 200 amino acids. The record is from RefSeq and is a predicted model, not a curated record.
UUGUAAACUGCUCUCUACUUUUUUCAACUGCUUUGAUUUGUUACAUAUGGCUACCAAGCAGCACUGCGCCUAUUGCUUCGAUGUCCUGGUGUCUCACCUUGAGGGCAAGCCGACCAGCCGCAUCCCUACAGGCUUUGACGCAAGCGCCUGCUACCCGCUCUUUGUUACAUGGAGUAAGCAGUACCGUGGCGACGACGACCGGCUACGCGGCUGCAUUGGCAACUUCUCGGCCAUGAAGCUUGGAAACGGUCUGCGCGAAUAUGCCCUGACAAGUGCGCUCCGCGAUACCCGGUUUAACCCUAUCACCCUGCGCGAGCUCCCACAGCUGUCGUGUUCGGUCUCGCUCUUGACAGACUUUGAGGAAGCCGACGACUACUUGGAUUGGGAGAUUGGAAAGCAUGGGGUGUGGGUGGAGUUUAGGAUGCCAAACGGACGGCGCCAAACCGCGACCUUCUUGCCCGAGAUUGCCGAGGAGCAGGGGUGGUCAAAGGAAAAGACGGUGGAUCAGCUGCUGCGCAAGGGCGGGUAUGAAUGGACGAUUACCAGGGAAAUGCGCGAGUCUGUCAAGCUCACACGGUACCAGAGCAAGAAGGCGAAGCUGCUGUACACCGACUAUAUUGGUAUGCGGCAGAAGCUAGAGGAGGCGUAG